Messenger RNA from Vicia villosa (hairy vetch), 1136 nucleotides. RefSeq lists its product as uncharacterized. The record is from RefSeq and is a predicted model, not a curated record. NCBI's taxonomy places the organism in Eukaryota, Viridiplantae, Streptophyta, Magnoliopsida, Fabales, Fabaceae. The coding region runs from base 190 to 705 and encodes 171 amino acids. The transcript has 8 exons. Gene Ontology annotation, biological process: rRNA 5'-end processing.
UAUUAAAUUAUUUUAUUUCAAUGUGGCACGCUGUAGCUUUGGUUUUCACUCCACUUGGACGGCGAAGACGGUUAAGGCUCAAUCCCACUGACACCGGCGCUCCAAAUCUACAAUCUCCCGUACUCACCGCCGGCACCGACGAUUCUACCAUAACAGCAUUGCAUUGGAUUAUUUAUUGGUAGAGAGUAGAUGAAGCAGGUGAAGCCGUUGCAGUUGUUUCAUAAUUUGGUGAAAACAACACAGAAUGAACGUGGAAGGUUGAUGGGUUUAGAUGUUGGUGAUAAAUAUGUCGGUCUCGCUCUUUCCGACUUUGAUAACAAAAUUGCUUCACCUUUCAGUGUUCUCGUCCGCAAGAAAUCAAACGUUAAAUUAAUGGCUUCUGAUUUUAACUGUCUGAUCUCUAAGUAUUCCUUGAAAGGCUUUGUUAUUGGCCUCCCUUUUGAUAGACAUCUGGUGUCUUCUGAUGCUGUGCAAAUGAAGGUCUUCAUUGAUAACCUUCGUAGAACAAACAUGCUUCAAGAUGUAGACUAUACCUUUUGGAAUGAGUGCUUCACGUCAAAGAAUGUAGAAUUAUUGUUAAAGCCUUUGAACUUGAAACAUCCUGUUCAUUCCAAAACUAUGCUAGACAAGUUUGCUGCUGUAGGAAUACUUCAAGGGUACCUGGACUAUGUCAACAGAAAAGCAAAGCUAAUAACACCAGAGUAAGACUUCUUAAUAGUGUAAGUUCACAGGCAUGCUAAUAUAGAGGCACACCAUAAAUCACCUACAGAUACAACUGAAUUUAAAGGUAGUAUGGUGGACAUUGCUGGAAUGAAAAUAUUAUUGUCAUUUCUUUGUCUGAUAUAUGCCCCGCUUUAAUACCUUAGUGAGAAGUGUUAAGCAAGAAUUAGUAAAUGCUUCAUUGUUAUUUCGUAAGAGCUGCCCGACAACUUAGCACUUAUACCUUCCUUUUUAAUUCCAGUAUAUUAACUAAAAACAGUGGUUUGUAAUGCAAUGUAUACAACCCCUUUCCCCAAAAACAAGGAACAAAAAAAACAGUAGACUGCAUAAAUUCUUGAGAUUGAAUUUGUUGCAUUUUUCUUGUACUACACAAUUAUAUCAUAUAUAAAAUCCGCUGUUCUAUAUUAUUGAUUGAA